Molecule: messenger RNA, 2142 nt
Organism: Seminavis robusta
Lineage: Eukaryota; Bacillariophyta; Bacillariophyceae; Naviculales; Naviculaceae
Source: the annotation of a GenBank genome assembly
AUGUCUGCUCCUGCUACCGGUCCUUCUGACAACCCUGCCAUGGAGCCGGGUCCCGAGGCGAUGCCUGCUGGUGCCCCUUCCAUGGGCUCUGGCCCCUCUGAUGGUGCUGGUCCUGGGCAGCAGCCCUUUCAUUCCGCCUCGCUCUACGUGGGGGAUCUUGCUCCGGAUGUUAACGAGGGCCUUCUCUUUGAGAUUUUCAAUGCGGUCGGGCCUGUGGCUUCUAUCCGUGUCUGCCGUGAUGCCGUCACUCGCCGUUCCUUGGGAUAUGCUUAUGUGAAUUUCCAUCAGCUCAGCGAUGCCGAACGCGCUUUGGACACCAUGAACUUCACCAUGAUCAAGAGUAAGCCAUGCCGCAUCAUGUGGAGUCAGCGUGAUCCCUCCCUCCGUCGUUCCGGUGUUGGAAACAUUUUUGUCAAGAAUUUACAUGAGUCGAUCGACAACAAGCAACUCUAUGAUACCUUCAGUCUCUUUGGAAAUAUUCUUUCCUGCAAAGUUGUUACCGACAGAGAGUCAGGUUCUUCCAAAGGGUACGGUUAUGUUCACUAUGAGACUGCUGAGGCUGCAACUGCUGCCAUUGAAAAGUUGGAUGGUAUGCUUAUUGAUGGACAGGAAGUCCAGGUGGGACACUUCAUGCGGCGCAAUGAACGACCUGGACAGAAUGAUUGGACCAACUGUUAUGUCAAGAAAAUUCCAUACGAAUGGGAUGAUGCCAGGUUGAAGGAAGAAUUCGCCCAGUUUGGAGAGGUUAUGAGUGCCUCAAUUGCUCGUGGAGUCCGAAAACCUCACAAGAAGCCCACCAAAAAUGGUGAUGGCGAAAAGAAGGAAGAAGACGAACCGAAGGAUGAUGCCGAGGAACAGGACAAGGCUUGGGAGGCGAUGGAGAAAACGGAAAACAAGGAAGGAGACUCAAAGGACCAAUCUCUUGGUUUCGGUUUUGUGAAUUUCCUUGAGCACGAGGCGGCUGUUGCAGCUGUGGAGGCUCUUAAUGGUAAGGAAUAUGACACGAAUCUUGACGGAGAAGACAUCAAGCAGGAGCUCUACGUUGGACGUGCUCAGAAGAAAGCGGAACGUGAGCGUGAACUACGUGCCAAAUUUGAGGCCGAAAAGAUGGAUAGGAUCUCCAAGUUUCAAGGAGUCAAUCUUUACAUCAAGAACUUGGACGACGGCGUCACCGACGAUAUGCUUCGUGACGAAUUCUCGUCCAUGGGAACAAUUACCUCGGCUCGUGUCAUGAAAGAUAUGAAGGAUGGUCGCUCCCGUGGAUUUGGGUUUGUCUGCUUCUCGUCCCCAGAAGAAGCUACCCGCGCUGUCAAUGAAAUGAACGGCAAAAUCGUCGCCAACAAGCCAAUCUUUGUUGCUUUGGCGCAGCGUCGUGAAGUGCGUCGUGCUCAGCUAGAAGCUCAGCACGCCAAUCGUGCUGGCGGUCCUGGGCAGGGAGGAAUGAUGCGCAAUCCCAUGGGGGGCCCGAUGGGAUAUCCUGGUCCUGGCAUGCCCAUGUACAUGCAGAGACCGGGGCCUGGAAGUAUGCAACCUGCCUACCCCAUGAUGCCCCAGAUGAUGGGUGGCCCUGGAGGUCGAGGACAACAGCCUCGUGGUGUUUACCCAAUGAUGGGACAACAAGGUCGAGGCGGAUAUCCCAUGCCUUACGGUGUGAUGGCCCAGAAUCAAGGACGAGGCGGACGUGGAAUGCAGCCAGGACGUGGUGGCAGAGGUGGACGUGGUCCAGGUGGUCCCAUGCAACAGGGCAGAGGACCACAAGGCGGCCAACCCAUCAAGUUCAACCAACAAGCUCGAAAUGCUGGGCCUCAACAGGGCGCCAUGCCCCAAGGUGGGAUGCAGCAGGGCCCCCCACAACCGCCGCCCCAGCAACCGCCAAUGCCACACGAGGGUGCAUUGACAGCAUCAGCGCUAGCUUCUGCAACACCUGAAAUGCAAAAGAAUAUGAUUGGCGAACGUUUGUAUCCACUUAUUCACCAAUCGCAACCUGAGUUGGCAGGCAAGAUCACUGGAAUGCUUCUCGAGAUGGACAAUUCCGAGCUACUUCAUUUAUUGGAGAGUCCAGAGGCUCUCAAUGCGAAGAUUUCGGAGGCACUGCAAGUGCUAGAAGCUCACCAAGCCGAGAACAGGAACCCAGCGUCGUAA